AUGGAUAAAAAGAACAAAUAAAUAUAUUAAUUGUCAAAUAUUAAUUUAUAUAUUUUGUUUUAUGAAGAUAUAGAUAGAUAUCACAGAAAAAUUAAUUUAACAUUCAUUAUUUAAACUUAAUGUUUGUAUGUAAAACAUAUACUUACAAAAAUAAUAGGAAUUAGAGAUGGCCAUUUAUUUAUUCAUAUUUCAAAAAAUUCUAGUAUUUAAUGUUCUUAAAUAUUAUAAAAAUAAUGUUAAUAAGUAGAUUUUUCUGUUUUAGCUCUGUAAUUUUACGAGUUUUUAUAAUAUCUCAAAUUAUAGCAAGGUGCCAUACAAAAAUUUGAUGGUUUACAUGCCACUUAUUAUGAAAUAGAUUUUUAUUUAUUUAUUAAAAAAUAUGUUUUUAUAUUUUAUAAUAGAGUUGUUAUCAAUAAUUUAAUUUAUUAUAAUUUCAAAAAUAAAUAAUUUUUUUAAGUCAUAUGUUUUAAGCUUUUUAAUAUAUUUUUUAGAUUAUUUUAAGAUUAUGCUCAGAACAUAAAACGCUAGCUAAGAAAUUAUAUUUAUUUUUUAUUUAAAAAUUUUAGAGCCAAAUAUUAAUUAAUUAAUAGUUUUAACUUGUAAUAUAAUUCAAAGGUUAAAAAUAUAUUAAUUUAUAAUUAAUUAUAUAUAUCUACUAGAUUAAAUAUUUUCAUUAAAAUUGAAAUGGUAAUUUAUUGA
Tetrahymena thermophila SB210 is the source of this 699-nucleotide messenger RNA. RefSeq lists its product as hypothetical. Lineage: Eukaryota; Ciliophora; Oligohymenophorea; Hymenostomatida; Tetrahymenidae. The transcript has a single exon. The record is from RefSeq and is a predicted model, not a curated record.